This is a messenger RNA of Oreochromis aureus, 4781 nucleotides long. Its product is annotated as cysteine/serine-rich nuclear protein 3-like. The record is from RefSeq and is a predicted model, not a curated record. Gene Ontology annotation, molecular function: DNA-binding transcription factor activity, RNA polymerase II-specific; sequence-specific DNA binding. NCBI's taxonomy places the organism in Eukaryota, Metazoa, Chordata, Actinopteri, Cichliformes, Cichlidae. Gene Ontology annotation, cellular component: nucleus. The coding region runs from base 422 to 2236 and encodes 604 amino acids. The transcript is spliced from 5 exons. Gene Ontology annotation, biological process: regulation of transcription by RNA polymerase II.
CGAGCUCCAGUGCUUCCAGCCGGCAGCAGCACCAAGCUAACAAGUAUUUGUGAGGAGAGAGAAAGAAAGAGAGAGAGAGAGUGAAAGCGAGUGAGAGAGAGGAAAGGGGUGAGCAGAAGAGAAUCAGGCAGUGAGGGACCUCAGAGUAUGAGCAUAGAAUGAUUGCGGAAAGAAAGAAGGCAUAAGAUAGCGAUAGAAGCAGAGGUGCUCAGUGCUGCACAAUAGUGCCAGAAGCUGCUUUAAAAAAAGAAAGAGAGAGAGCUGGCAUCAUGGCAACGCUCACUGCAUCAUCACGACACAUGGGGAUGUUUGGCUGCUGCUGGUGAAUACUGUGUGAUGCAGAGGAGAGAGUCAAAGAGGACUUCCUGGAAACCAAAGGCAAGCUAAGGAAACAGGUCUAACCAGUUGGAGGAACCACAAGAUGAGUGGGAUCCUGAAGAGAAAGCUUGACGAUGACCCCUCCCCUUAUUUGUCAGUGCAAGGGUCUGAUGAUGAUGAGGUAUCCUGCAGUGACAGUGGUAACAGCAGUGACAGCCUCAACCAUUCUGUCCCCUCCAGCUUGCUGGAUGCCUCCAUCCAGCAGCAGUCAAAGCGACUGCGAGGUCAUAAUGUGCACUUUGAAAGCGUCACAGUCUACUAUUUCAACCGGCGGCAGGGUUUUACCAGUGUACCCACACAGGGAGGCAGCACCCUGGGGAUGUCACCACGUCACAGUGGGGUGAGGCAAUUCACUCUCAGGGAGUUUGCCAUGGAACAGAAACGGAGCCACCGGAAGAUGUUGAGGGACCAUCUGAAAGAGGAGAAACUUAAUGCCAUCAAACUCAAACUGACCAAGAAUGGUACUGUGUCAUCUUUGGAAGCAGAUACGCUCACAAUCGAUGACAUUUCCGAAGAUGACCUGGAUGUGGACAACACAGAGGUAGACGAUUACUUUUUCCUCCAGCCUCUGACUACUAGAAGGCGCCGUACUCUUCUCCGUGCCUCUGGUGUCCGUCGCAUUGAUGUGGAAGAGAAGCAUGAAUUGCGUGCCCUGCGCAUGUCCCGGGAGGAGUGUGGGUGUCGAUGCCAGGGAAUAUGUGAUCCCGAGACCUGUGCUUGCAGCCUGGCCGGCAUUAAGUGCCAGGUGGAUCGCAUGUCCUUCCCUUGUGGCUGCACCAAGGAAGGCUGCAGCAACACCACGGGACGCCUGGAGUUCAACCCGGUCCGGGUGCGCACCCACUUCCUGCACACUAUCAUGAAGCUGGAGCUGGAGAAGAGCCGCGAGGAGCAGUAUCAGCAACCAGAGCAGCUUGUAACCAAUGGCAACAGUUACCACGGAGACUCCACCUUGGUCCAGCAGCAGCAGCAGCAGCAGCCAAACCUGCAGUUUCCACUGAUGAGCAGCACGCAGCACAUUCACAUCAUGCAGCUUCAGAACACAGGUGACACUGAGUCACAUCUGGAUGAGGAAGAAGAGGAAGAAGAGGCGGAGGAGGGAGAAGAGGAAGAAGACGACGAUGAGGAGGAAGAAGAUGAAGCUUAUGAUGAAGAUGGCAGCAGUGUUUGCAGUGGGCUGUCGGACUGCAGCACACACAGCUUGGAAACAAUUGACCCUGAGGAGGGAGAAGAAGAUGAGGAGGAUGAGGAAGACGAUGAGGAAGAAGAGGAGGAGGAGGAGGAAGAAGAAGAAGAAGAAGAAGAAGAAGGAGAAGAAGACGAUGAGGAGGAAAUCUGGGAUUGUUCACUACAUGGAACAAAUCCUCCACCCUACUCUGUUCCACUUCCUUCUGUGAUGAGUUACUCUAACAGCACACUCAUGAACCUCAGUAACCUCUUCCACACCACUCCACCCAUGCAGCACUAUCAAAGAAACAGCUCUGUGAGGGACGCGCCUGCUUUCCACGGUGAAAAUGUCAGCAGCACACCCACGCUCCCGACAGUAGAGUCUGCAUUAGAACUAAACACAGAACUCCACUGCCAAACAGAGCAGCACAACACUCCUCGCCAUUUUUCGGAGUCCCUGCCACUCCAAACUUGCUCACAUGUAGACACGCGUGAUGCUAACACUGCCCCUGCUGGUGUGCUCGCUGAACAACCUCAUUCGACAGACCUCCGGAACAAUCCAGACUGUCAUGACACACAGGCUGAGCAUCCUGCUGAGUCUGAGGAGCAGACAGGGGAGGAGAGAGCAGAGCCUGCACAGGAGGAAACAGGACCGCAGACACAUGGUCAAAUGACAUCAUCAAAGAGUGUCUGAAAAGAGAGAUCAGUUAACAUGUGGAAAUAUGCGGUCAAGAAUUGAAGUUUGCUUUAUUCAUGAUGAACGCACUUUCAAAGACAGAAUGAGUCACAUAUUUGACACAGAAAAAGACAGAUAGAUGGUACAGUGCUGUGAACAUUUGUCUUCUUCACAUUUUUCAGACAUCAGUAAAUAAACAAGAAAGUUUACAAAUUAUGCUUUCAGUUAUUAAGGGGAAAAAGGUAUCCAAGUCUCUAUUGUCAACAAUAAGAAAGACAGUAAUGCAAAGAUGGAAUCUGUGAGAUAGUUCCAAAGAGAAAAUCAUCGCUAACCAAAAAGACAUUGGAAUUUGCCACUUGGUGAACCACGUGAAUGGUGAUUUUUGGUGAAAUACUCUGUGGACUGACAAGACCAAAGUUGAAGUUGUUGGAGGUUUGAGUCCUGUUACAUAAAACUAACACAGCAUGUUAUAAAAAGAACAUCAUACUAACUGACAAACAUGGUAGUGGUAGAGUGAUGGUUUGGGCCUCCUUGCUGCUUCAGGACCUUGACGACUUCUCCAAAAAUCUUCUGAAUAGCUAAAUAAAAAUCCCCAAAUGAUGUUUUUGGAGUGGCCGAGGUGCUGAGGAAUGUUUGAGGUGCUUUGGCAUGAGCUUAAAUGCUCAAAAACCAUUCACUGUGGCUGAAUUCAAACAAUUCUGCAAAGAAGAGCAAGUCUGAAUUCCUCCACAGCAAUGUGAAAGACUCAUUGCCAGUUAGUGCAAAUGCGUGAGUGCAGUUCUUGCUGCAGAGGGCGGCACAACCAGUAAUUAGGUUUAGGAGACAAUUAUUUUUUCACAUGGUACCAAGUAAGCUUGAAUAGCUUUUUUUAAUCCUAAUAAAUGAAAUCAUCAUUUAAAUAAUUGAAAUUUAAUUUUAAUUAUUUAAAUAAACUCAGCUUAUAAACUCAGCUUAUCUCUGUCUAAUAUUAACAUUUGUUUGAUGAACUGAAACAUGCAAGUGUGACAAAUAUGCAAAGAACAAAAACCCCAGCAGCAACAAAAGAAAUCAGGAAGAGGGCAAAUACUUUUUUUUUUCACAGCACUGUAAAAUUUGAGUUCACGUUGUCUCUAAACUGUUCUAGGAAUGUCAAGUUAGACUAAAGAGUAUAAAAUUAGGAAAAAGUUCAUCUUUAUCACUCAAUCAAUCAGUGUUUCUGUACCUGUAACUAUAUAGCAUACAGUUUAUGGCUUGUUGUACAGUCUUUGGUCAUUACUGCAUGUUGGUCAUUCUGGUUGUGACUGGCAUCUAUGACAAGUCAAAAUUAGAUUUGGAGGUGCUUGUUUUGUUUUGGGGGGUUUUGUGUUGUGCCACCAUCUUAUUGUUGAUGGUAAUGAUUGUUCAAUUCCGUCUGUAUCGCAUGUGAUCAGCUUACCGAAGAAGUUUAUCAUCUGUCAAGUGAGAAACAUGAGAGUUAAUCUUCCCAUGUUAGGCUACUAGAACAACCUGUGUUUGCAGUUUGCCAAAGGGCUGGGUAUGGUCACAGGCACAAGCACAUGUGACUUUGGACCAGAAAACUGUUUUACAUCUUGUGACCAUUCACUUUCAGCUACUGUUUGGUCAGGCUUUUGCAGCUUUAAACAUCUAUUAGAAAGCUUUGUUCUCUAGAUUACUAAGACUAAAGGUGCACAUGCACAUAACUGCUAGCAGUGCAUACUCACACAAGGCUUUUCCUACCUUGAUUACCAGUAUGAUCGCUCCGUGCUGUGCCCGGGCAUAUUUAAGGGGGUACAGCUGUACUGUACAAGGCAAUGGAGUCCUUAGUUUUAAGACCUAAUAUCCUAAAAAGCAAACUAUGUAGGCGUGUGUUACAUUGCAGGAAGGUCCCCUGCCACAGUUAGGACAAAUUUGUUUUUAUAUUGAACGUUGAAUUAUUUAUUCAUUCUAUAAAUCAGCUUAACUUUACAAAGCUUUUUAGUGGUUUUCGUUAGAGAUCUCAAGAUUACUAUCACAGUCAACCCUCACAACUCAAACAGGCAUUUGUUUUGACUGUACAAAAUAGUCAAAGAAAUGCCAUUGCACUGAACAACAGAGAGAAAAUGAGCAAACAGCUUAUGAGAAGACAUGUAACAUGGUCCAAUAUCUUCAUUACCACCAACUCUGAUUUGUAUUUUGUGCUAUUUUGCAAAUGUUAGCAUGCUAGGAAGCCAAAUGAAGAUAACAAACAUUGCAUAGCCUAACUGCUAAACAUCAGCAUGUUAGCAGUGCUGACAUGUUACCAUGCUGAUCUUAGUAUUUUGUUCAAAACACUGCUAUACACUGCUAAUAUACUGUACAUGUUUCACCCCUAAAACUAUCACAAUAUGUUCACCAUCAAGUUAAGCUCCUAAAAGAGCAUAUAUUUAGAUUAGAGAAUGGUCUGUCUGUGCAUUACUUAUUAGUUUACAGUGAUCAUUGUGAACAUCAGUGAUGAAACUAUUUCUGUUUUUUUCCAGUGAGAAUAAUCAAUACUGUCAAAAACUGGGGGCCACGUGUUCUGUAUCUUCCUUUUUACACAAUGCAUUUUCAUGAAAGUGUGAAUAAA